CACUGAGAGCGGAGCGGCGUUGGGAGGAGUGGGAUGACGGUGAUUUUCAGCAGUGAUCUCAGCGUGCAGCAGCGCUGUGGGUGUGGGUCCGUGCUGCCUUCACGGCGCCUCGGACACUUUCACUUUCGAGCUGAGGCGGAUUAAGCCAUGGCGGAGUUGGAUCUGAGUCUGAGCGACGCGCUGACGGACUGCGUCCCCCAGCCGGGCCAGGAGGAGCGAGUGGAGAGAGACUUCGUGGCUCAGCUGGAGGCGGAAACCUUCGACGACCAGGUCAAGGAAACGGUCGGAAAGACGGACUACAUCCCCCUGCUGGACAACGACGACACCAGAGCAGACGCGGGUGCUGCAUUGGAGAAUGGAGAGCAGGAAGCUCAUGGGGUACAAAAGCCUGGUGUUAAAGCGCCGUCCGGGGCCCUGGAGCCGCAGGGAGAGGUGCGGCCGCCAUCACUGGACCAGCAGCACGCCGCAGAUUCACUCUUCCUAUCAGCCUCCAUGGCAGGGUUUGCUGAUCCCCUGGGCUCUCACAGCAGCCCGGCCCCGCUGAUGGACGCUGACCUUCUGGGAGCCUUUUCAGGCUGCUCCCAGCCGGAUGGGAUGGGGAUGGGUGGGGAGGUGGGAGUCGCCCCCCUCCAAGCAGACAAGCCCCCCAGCAUGGCAGAGAUCCACCACCCCGGCCCCCCGGCCGGGUCAGACGCCUGUAAGGAGCACCGGCCCAUGCAGCCCGAGCCCCAGCCUCCUCGUAGCCCUCUGGAUCUGUCUGCAGGUGCCCUAGGCGACUCCUGGCCAGACGACACUGGCUGCUUGCCGACAGACGCACCUUUGACUCCGACUGUCUCCGUGGUGUUUGAUAAAGAAGCGGGCCAACCUGCAGUCAGUCCGGACGAUCUACCCGAGAGUUGGCCUAGCCGCGAGAGCGUUGCCUAUGCUGGAGGCGACGAAAGAAACGGAGACGGAUCGGACCGAAAACAGAAAAAGAAGAAGAAAAGGCGACAGAAGGAUGAAGGAUUUGAGCACCCGGAGAGCAGGGCCCAACACGAGAUGCAGUCCAUGGAGGAAAACACUCCCCCGGCAGACGACUUUUAUCACAGGAUUGGCCCGAGGAGGGAUAGAGGUGAGGUCGGAUGGGAGGAGCAGCUUGGAAAAAGUGGAGGCCGAGGAAAGAGAGGUAAAAACAGAAAGAAGCUUCCAGAGGAAUGGGCAGUGAUGGCCGAACCCUUGGAUCCCUCACCUGCAGGGACCUGUCCAAGUAAAGAUGAAGGGAUGUUGGGUCUGGAGGGUUCAGCAUCCGUGGCGAUGGAUAUGGAGAUGGAUACCAGCCAAAACCCCUGGAAACAGGAGGCUGACGGAGAAGAGGGCUGGAAUUCUGCCCCCCCGUCCCAGGAGGCUGCUGGGAUCAGCCCGCUGGCCCUGAACAGUGAGCUGAAAGCAACAGCUGCUCCCUUCACCAUGCCCUCCUCCACCAGCAAGGCAUCGCCCGGCUCCUUCACAGAUCUGCAAGACCUCUUGAUGGACAGCGAAGACGCCUCGUUGGGUCACAGCAACCAGGCUUUGCCCGCACCUUUCUCUCCAGGGAGUGAAGCGGCGAAGGGUGACGUGGUUGACAGUGUCAUGUUUGACACCACUCGUCCCCAUGAAUCCUCUGUGCAGGCCACACCUGAAGGAGACACCUCAGCGUUCAGCCCGGCCUCCCAGGCAAGCUUAGCCAUGUCCCCAACAACCGAGGUGUUGGCUUCAGCCCCCCCUCUGUCCCCCACCGAUGCCUCGUGGCUCUUAAAUGACUCACACAUGAGCGCCAACAACAACGAGUUAUUUGACUUCAGUGAGAUUAGCUCUUCGGGUCAUUCGUUACCAUUAGGCCUGUCCUUUGACACCCCGAGCCCCGCCCCUCUCCGUUCCCCCAAAACCACAGCGCAAGAAUUCCAGUCCAAGGAGCACAAAGAGGCCAAAUCAACCCAGAAGCAAUCCAGGAAGUCCCGCUCUUCAUCCUCGUCCUCCUCCGUUAAGAGCCCCACUUCCCCCGAAGCCAAGCAGCUUUCCCCGCAGGUAUCUCCUGCUACCACCCCGGCCUCUCCUCCAUCUGUCUGCCCUCUGGGCGCCCCGGGAUCUGCUCUUAAUCCCGCAGCUAAGCCUUUCUUUCCCAGCUUCGCUGAUCCGAUGGAAGAGCCAGUUGUGCCCCCUCAAGUUGUCCCCGUCAUGGAAGUUAAAUCUGAAAAGAUGGAAGACGUAGAAGAGAGGAAGGGAAAACUGGAGGACAGCAUGAAAAAGGUGGAGCCGUGGGACUCCCAGGAUAAACCUGAACAGAGAGGUGUGAGGGUUGAAUUCACAAAUAAUGAAGCUCCGGCCAAAGUGGAGAAAGAGGUAGAGAAGGAGUGGGAGAAACACGACGGGGCAGUGAAGGUUAAAGAAGAAGAACAAGAACAAGCAGUCACAAUCACGGGAACGGAGACACGAGCAGAAAUGUUGAAUGAAAAAAGGGAUGCUGAAGAGUCAAAAGAGAAAGUGGAGUCGGUUCAAGUGAAGGAAGAAAAGGAGGACAAAGCUCCCGAGGCGGAGGAAGCACCGCUCACACUGGACAGGCCGGCCAAGACGGGACAAGAGGAGGCGCUGAUCAAAGUAGAGAGCAAAGUCCAAAACACAGAGCAUGUGGUAAAGAUAGACAAUAUGGAGAAGUUCAAACUGGAAGACAAAGCGGAGGACAAAACCACGGAGAUGAAGGAGAACAAAGAGCAGCACUUCAACCAAGUAGCAACCACCUCAGAGCAACAACCGACGGCCAGCAAGCUGGACGCCGCCUCUGAAAACACUGAGAAGAAAGCUGAGCUGGAGAUACAAGCAACAGCACUGGUGGAAGAAGAAAAGAAAGAAAAAGACGGCACAGAAAAAGUAGAAAAGGUGGAGAAAGCGGAUGAGACAGGUCGGCCAUCCGAGGAGCCUGGAAAAGGAGCAGCAGCAGCAGCAAAGAUCCAAAGAGAAGAAAAGCAAGACAAGCUGCGGGAGGACAAGAAGCCUGCAGAGAAGAGAGACGACAAGAAAGAGAAGGCUGGCCAGAGGGACGGACGGGAGAAGCUGCAGAAAGCUGGGAGCGUGCCGCAGAGCAAAGAGCUGGGCAGCGGGGACAAGAAGACCAAGCCGGCUGCUGGAGUGACCAAAGCAGCCGUCGCUGGCCGAACACGGCCGGCCGCAGCAGCUGUCGGCGGUUCAGCCGCAGCCACGGCUAAACGCCCCACCCCCUCCUCCAUCAGCAGCACCACAGACAGAAAAACCACCACCCCCCGGUCCCCGGCCACAGCUGCUGCUGCCGGGCCUAAGCGGCCCGCCCUGGCGGCCUCCAGCCGCGCCCCGUCAGCCCUCACCUCCAGCCGCCCCCUGUCAGCCCUCACCUCCAGCCGCCCCCCGUCAGCCCUCACCUCCAGCCGCCCCCUGUCAUCCUCCACCUCCACCACCGCACGGGACCUCAAACCCAAGACCACCACAGAGAAGCGCCCCCUUGUGCCAAAGGCCAGCACUACAACUUCAAGUCAGUCUGGCUCCGCUGCUGCCACCAAAAACGGGACUGUUGCCCCGGCGACCAGCAGGACGGCUGCAUCCACGCGCACAGCCGCGUCCACGCGCACAACCGCCACCGCUGCAGCCAAGAAGCCUCUGGGCUUGAAAACGGAGAGCAAACCAGGAGAGGAGAAGAGGCGCGUCCCUCUGAAGACGUCUGCAGCUGAUCCCCCCAAGCCCAGGACCACCACCACCAGCACCAGCACACGCAGCACCACGUCAGUCCCCGCUGCCCCCCGCAGCCGGACCACAGCGGGCCGGCCGGGGGCCCCGUCCUCCACCACGGACCCGGAGAAGAAGCCCUCCAUGCCCCGGGCCCCGCGGCCCGCCUCCUCCGCCACGUCGGCCGGGACCGCCGGCUCCAGGCCCCCGGCCAGGCCCGGCACGGCGCCGGCCCCCGACAUCCGCAACGCCCGCUCCAAGAUCGGCUCCACAGAUAACGUGAGGCACCAGCCCGGCGGGGGGAAGGUGCCCCCGGCCUCUCAGAACAGAGGCAUCGCCUCCAAAGACGCCGCCCAGGGCAAAGUUCAGAUAACCUCCAAAAAGGUGGACUUCAGCCACAUCACCUCACGCUUGGGCUCCAAGGACAAUAUGAAGCAUGUUCCAGGUGGAGGGAAUGUGCAGAUACUCAACAAGAAAGUGGAUCUGAGUAAGGUGACGUCAAAGUGUGGCUCCAAGGGAAACAUCAAGCACAAGCCCGGUGGAGGUGCAGUGAAGAUCGAGUCCCACAAAGUGAACUUCAGGGAAAAGGGUCAGUCCAAAGUGGGUUCUAUGGACAACGUGAGCCACAUACCUGGGGGAGGAACUACCAAGGCUGAGGGGGCCCAGGAGACCCCAGAGGGGGGAGCAGCCCCCCUGAGCGGCAGCCCAGCCCUGGCCCCGGCCCCGGGCCCCGAGCCGGGGCCGGCAGGGAGUCCCGUCGCCCAGGAGAACGGGCUGAAGGACCGGGCUCCCUGUGGAGACGAGGCUCUGCAGGAGAGUCUGCAGGAGAGUCUGCAGGAGCCCCCGGCCCUGGACUCACGCAUCCCAGAGACAAAUUGAGUCUUUCAAGCUCAACUUCCGCGAGAAUGCUCGCUCUCGCACGGACCACGGCGCCGACAUCGUCACCUGGCCGGCCUCCUCCCUGAAACCCCCACCAGACCACCCGGCUCUGCCCUCUGUCCUCCAGCACCCCCACCUCCUCCCCGCUGCACCCCAAGGUGCAGGUC
Messenger RNA from Cololabis saira (Pacific saury), 4754 nucleotides. Its product is annotated as microtubule-associated protein 4. Gene Ontology annotation, molecular function: microtubule binding. Gene Ontology annotation, biological process: neuron projection development; microtubule cytoskeleton organization. The transcript is spliced from 18 exons. The coding region runs from base 148 to 4587 and encodes 1479 amino acids. Lineage: Eukaryota; Metazoa; Chordata; Actinopteri; Beloniformes; Belonidae. Gene Ontology annotation, cellular component: neuron projection. The record is from RefSeq and is a predicted model, not a curated record.